Diaporthe batatas is the source of this 2229-nucleotide messenger RNA. RefSeq lists its product as uncharacterized. The transcript has 2 exons. Lineage: Eukaryota; Fungi; Ascomycota; Sordariomycetes; Diaporthales; Diaporthaceae. The record is from RefSeq and is a predicted model, not a curated record. Bases 1 to 2229 code for a protein of 742 amino acids.
AUGUUGGAGACUGCCGCAAAGUCUGCUUCCAAGGGCCAACGGCCACCUCGCCAUGCAGGGGAGCAGGCAAUGCCAGAGCGGACGGCUAUCAAUGACGAGGCCGCCCUGAAGAUGGCAAAGCUGGCUCUUGACGCAAAGAACAGACUUCGGCAAAAGAGAAAUCCCGGGAUCAAAGACAGACAAGUCGAGGAUAGUCCUGCAAAGCAGCAACUGGGGGCUCAACAGGACAAAGAGAUCGAUGGUGGCGGGGCGAUUGGACCGACCGGCCACCAAGGAACUCAAGAAGGGUCUUCCCAUACGAGCCAAGAAAGCGGUGACUCCCCAGUCUCGUGGCCAGAGCAGGCGUUCGUGGACACCGAAUAUGACCGGUUUCGACUUCCGCUGAAGUCUAUGUAUAACGGAACUGGCGAGUGGCCAAAGAAGGUUGGCAAGGCUGGCAUGCAGUGCUCUUGGAGCAAUGUUGGCUUCCCCCGUGACAAGUCACUGGUUGUUCCCGACUUCGAGGCGGACACCAAUAUCGACGGAGAUGAGCCAUACGUCUCGAAUCUAGCCACGGAUAUUAGCAACAUCCUAUCAAACGACCCAGAAGAGAUUGCUGACGACCGAGCUGUGGUGACGUUCCAGGAGCACAACGGCACCAUUGACACAUUCAAGGUCCAUGGGCGCACUGUCUGUCGCGUCCGGUUCAGCGACGUCGACGCCUUUGGCAAGGGUUCCCCGUACAGUCUUUCUGAAGUCUCCAAGCGAGUUGAAAAGAAGAUUGACAAGGACUUCGGCAAACAGCCUGACAUGAAGGUCGAGCGCUGGGUAACAGCUCGUGUUCUCUUAUCCAUGGGUGGACAGAUCGGGGGCAUGACUGACGAUUAUUGGCAAAAGGCCCGUAGCCUUGCCCAACAACAGCUGUAUCUCAAACCCGACCUGGAAGAUCAAGUCAGACAGCAGAUCGAAGCAGGCGACCUCGAGAAGGACCCAGCUUUCUCCAAGAUGAUGAGAUACGUGGAAAAGGGCUGCCGCAUCAAGACUUACAACCAGUAUCACCAGGCCAAUCGAAACGAGUAUGCGGUUGACAAUGGCCUCCUAUACAAGAUUCAGGGAGUCGACAUCGUCCUCAUCCUGGACCAGUCGGAUAACAUAAUCCUCUUCCAGUGCACGAAUGUCUUCGACCAGCUCCUCACAAAAGCUGUCCAAAAGCAGACUGUCCAAUCGUUUGAAACAUACAGCACACUCACCCCCGUACCAUUCCCGGACAUGAACCGGCAUGGCCUACAUUGGGUCUCCUUCCUUGCUGAGAGACCCGACCUGGACUUCCGAGACCCGGAUAAUGACCCAAGCCUGGCCAAAUCAGGUGUUUUCCAUAUCGGAGGUCACUGUGCAGUCGGUGACCCGAAUGGGAAGAAGAGGCCAAGAGACACGAAGGAUACUCUCGCAAGGAGGCUGCCUGAGAAGGGGUUUGACAUAGGCGACGCCUCUUAUUACCAGGUGAAGCUGCGUUACAGCGCUCUCGGAGCAUGCACAGAGAUCUCCAAGUUCUUUUUCAAGAUCCUCGAUCCCGACCUGCUGGAUGAGUACAUUCGUGUUGCAGAUGAGGUCGCCAAAGGCGAAUACGUCCACUUUCAGACAAGACGAUCCGGAGAGCCGUUCGUGAUGAGGGCGCUGCUAGUUAACCUGAUGACCUAUGAGCACAGGGACACUGGGGAUUGGCACCACGGGUACGCGUUCCUCCUGCCUGUCGGGGACUACAAGGGCGGCGACCUUGUGCUUCGUGAGUUGGGCCUGCAGAUCGAGGCCCCGACUGGCUGCUUCCAGAUGUUCCGCGGUCGCGAAUUGAGGCACUCCAUCACGAAAUGGACGGGAAGACGCUUUGUCUGCGUCAAUGUCACCCACGAGGCUGUCCGCAGGUGGGCGCUGCGCUCGCUCGGUGAGGAGGUGACCGAGACCCCGACGUCCUUGGCGCCGUCCAUAAUGGCGGAUUGUAUCGACCAGGAGCCGGAGGAUAUUGUGCCGGAGCACCAGCGUGUUCUUUCUGAGAGGGAGAUGCUCCCAGAAACUUACGAGAGCGAGGCGGAGUUGGAAGAGUCGGAGCAAGGCAGCUCAGAGGCCUCGUUCCCAUCAGGUGCUGAGCGGCAGCGCACGUCCGGAACGAAGUACAGGGUGGAUAGCUCAUCUGAUGCGUCAGCUGAGGCUAGCGGCGACGGCGAACCAGCUGCAAAGCGGCAGAAGAAGGCUUGA